Messenger RNA from Danio rerio (zebrafish), 2872 nucleotides. The record is from RefSeq and is a predicted model, not a curated record. Lineage: Eukaryota; Metazoa; Chordata; Actinopteri; Cypriniformes; Danionidae.
ACCCUCCGCGGCUUCCAUCCCAGAUGAGCGUCAGUCAGUCGGUGACGGGCUUCAGAACCGGAGCAGCACCGGAUCAUGAGCGCUAUCACGGCCUCCUGACAGCUGCACGGCUCGGUUCCGGUGUCAGGGAGCGAGAUGGACGGCGGCGAGAGGAAGGAUGUAAAGCUCUCUGCUGAAGUGGAACCGUUUAUUCCUCAGAAGAAAGGCGUGGAUUCUUCAUUAUUACCCAUGAGUCUGUGCGGUGAGGGCGGAGCUGAGCCCACGCAAAUCCCCUCAUACCUGAUCACCUGCUACCCGUUUGUGCAGGAGAAUCAGAGCAGCAGUCGGCAGCUGCCCAUGUAUAACAGUGAGCACCGCUGGCAGCAGCUGAACCCGGGCCCCGGCGGGCCGUACCUGGCGUACCCCAUCCUGUCGUCUCCUCAGCCGCCCGUCAGCAGUGAUUACGCCACAUACUAUCACGCCAUCAUGCCCACACCCUGCCCGCCAGUCAUGGGCUUCUACCAGCCGUUCCCGGGGCCGUACGGCGGGCCCCUGCUGAACCCCCUGUCAGACUGCAGCGACAGACCCCUGCAGCCGGGACAGACCCCCAGAGCCAGAAGCGGAGCGCGCACACCGGUGCUGCAGAAGCAGCCGAUGGUUCAGCCAAUCAGAGCCAAGCGUCCUGUGAUGCGGAGCGUGGCGGUGCAGAAGGAGGUGUGUGCUGCUGGGCCUGAUGGGAGGUCCAAGACAGUCCUGCUGGUGGACGCAGCGCAGCAGACGGAUUUCCCUGGCGAGGCAUCCGGCGGUGUCAGGUGUGUGUCAGAUCAGGUGAGCCCCCAGCAGUGGAAGAACAAGCCCCGGCGCAGGCGCACGUCUCAGCAGGAGUCAUCCAGUGAGCAGGGGGCGAGUGAAGCAGACAUCGACAGCGACAGCGGAUACUGCAGCCCUAAACACAACCAGGGGGCCGCAAACCCCUCCAGCAGCCAGAACACCAACACCGCGGCUGUGGAUGCUGGCAUCAUGACAGCUGUGAGCUGGGGGAGUGUGUCCUCUCCGGGCGUCCAGAAGCCGUGGUCAGACAGAAGCACACUCUUUCACAGAGGCAGCAGAACACCUGAGCAGAGGAGCUACACACAGGACUUCCAGAUGAGCUUUGUUGGACGAGUGGGAGGACAGAGGAGAUGCACGCCUCCAGAGACCCCCAACACACACCUCACACCUGAGCCGCUCUACUUCCAGGAUGAGGAUGAGUUUCCUGAUCUGGCCACAGGCAGCGCUGCGCAGCGGAGUAAACCAGAACCAGCCCAGCCCAAACUGACCAAGAGUCUGGUGAGUGUGUGUUGUGUAUGUGUGUGUGUGUGUGUGUGUGUGUGUGUGUCUGAUGUGUUGUUGUGUUGUUCAUCAGUGGGCACAGUGGGAGCGCUACACAGUAAAGAUGGCGGUGUGUGUGUGUCGGGCCUGAAGAGCUCCUCAUACACUCCUCCACACAACAUGCUGGACUCCACCGCUCCGCGCAUCAAGAGGGGCAAAGAGAGAGAGAUCCCCAAAGUCAAGAAGACCACCGCCAUGAAGAAGAUCAUUCUGCAGGAGCGCGAGGUGAAGAAGGGCAAGAGUUCUGCAGAUCAGAGUGUGUGUGAAGCUGAAGAACAGAGAGACACGCUGAGCUUCACUGACACACUCACACAGGAGCAGGAUGAGAACGGUCUGAGCGUGCCCAGUGAUGCGUCUCUGUCUCCAGCCAGUCAGAACUCUCCGUACAGCAUCACGCCGGUGUCUCAGGGCUCUCCGGGCAGCUCCGGCAUCGGGAGCCCAAUGGCUGCAUCCGCCAUCACCAAGAUACACAGCCGGCGCUUCAGAGAGUACUGUAAUCAUGUGCUGAGUAAGGAGAUUGAUGAGAGUGUGACGCUGCUGCUGCAGGAGCUGGUGCGCUUUCAGGAGCGUGUCUACCAGAAGGAGCCCAGCAAAGCCAAAGCCAAGCGGCGUCUGGUCAUGGGCCUGCGAGAGGUCACCAAACACAUGAAGCUGCACAAGAUCAAGUGUGUGAUCAUCUCACCCAACUGCGAGAAGAUCCAGGCCAAAGGAGGGCUGGAUGAAUGCAUCCAGGGGCUGUUCAAUAAGCUGGUGUCCCUGACGGAGGAGGCGCGGCGGGCCUAUAAGGAGAUGGUGAGCGCUCUGGAGCAGGAGCAGGCCGAGGAGGCGCUGAAGAACGUCAAGAAGGUCCCGCACCACAUGGGCCACUCCAGAAACCCCUCCGCCGCCAGCGCCAUCUCCUUCUGCAGCGUCAUCUCUGAGCCCAUAUCUGAGGUCAACGAGAAGGAGUACGAGACCAACUGGAGGACGAUGGUGGAGAACGCAGACACUCUGGAGUCUGAGCCCAUCCUGACCAGCAGGAGCAGCAGAGAGCAGCAGGACGUCCCAUCAGCACCUGCGCAACCCAGCGCUAACGCUAACCCCACUAUCCCCACGGGGCGAGAGGAGUCCCGUACGGAUGACCGGCUGGAGUGGGCCUCACAGCAGAGCACAGAGACCGGGUCGCUGGACGGCCAGCUGCACUCCUCCAUCACCAGCACCACCAGCACACUGGUGCCCGGCAUGCUGGAGGAGGAGGAGGAGGAAGAGGAGGAGGAGGAGGAGUACAGCUCCGCACCCGUCCCACUGCCCGCCCUCAGCUGCAGAAUCGAGAGCUGGGUCUCCAAAACCCUGGAGAACCUGCAGCUGCGCAGACGGAGCAGCACCGAAGAGGAGGAGGAGGAGACGCGGAGGAGUGAUGAGGAAGAGGAGGAGGAGGAGGAAGAAGAAGAGGAGGAGAUCGAGGCCUCAGACAUCACUGAACCAGCGGCAGAUCAUAAAGAGGAGGCGGAGGCUGUCACUGGCUGAUGGACACACACACACA